AUGUUCAUAGCUGAUGAAAUUGAAAUAGGCUCCUUCCUUCGUCGUCGCAGCAAUGCUUCGCUUCUCCCUUCCGAGACCUAUUCGCAAGCAGCUACUCCUUCGGACUCUAAGGGCAAACGUCGCCGCGCAGCUGGUAUUGUUACUUUCGAGCACUUGCCUUCCCUCCGCGUCGCCCGUCGCGAUUUGCUACGCUUUGUCGACAGCGUCGAUCAGCAGAUUACCUUGCUCGAGGAGGCCGAGGCCAAUGCGCUGGGUUCGGACGAAGAGGAGGAUCCGAACCAGUCGUAUUGGGUCGCAGCGGCCGCGAAACUUCGUAGCAAGAGUACUGAUUGCCAAACAUACUAA
Messenger RNA from Aspergillus lentulus, 345 nucleotides. The record is from RefSeq and is a predicted model, not a curated record. Lineage: Eukaryota; Fungi; Ascomycota; Eurotiomycetes; Eurotiales; Aspergillaceae.